AUGUAUUUUCACUUGGUCGUGGUUUGGUCUCCAUCUCUCUAUACGGCCUGGAUGAGCUCCAGCUUGAAUGUCAGGAUAGAGUUCACUUACAAGAACCUGCUAUAUUUCUCCACCCAGAACACGGCCUUCCAGAGUAACCACAGCUUCCACCCCCAUACCUUUCCUGUACCUUUGAGGCCUGGCACCACUACAGGGACAGUAAGAAGUGGUUUGGCCUCUGCUGAAAACCACUGUUUCAAUCUCUCUGGCCUUUGCAGAAGAGACACCUGCAAGAUACAGGAUAUAAUUGGUGCCUACCGAAGACGGUGGAAAUGCUGUCGCCAGUGGUGGAUUCUUCUGCCAAUUCCAACGUCCAUUAUCUAUUCAGAUUAUCAACCACCCAUUAAGCAUAAAUUGAAAUGA
Molecule: messenger RNA, 402 nt
Organism: Globicephala melas (long-finned pilot whale)
Lineage: Eukaryota; Metazoa; Chordata; Mammalia; Artiodactyla; Delphinidae
Product: beta-defensin 109-like
Biological process (GO): defense response to bacterium; cell chemotaxis
Molecular function (GO): CCR6 chemokine receptor binding; chemoattractant activity
Source: RefSeq, a predicted model, not a curated record